Eurytemora carolleeae is the source of this 3541-nucleotide messenger RNA. Its product is annotated as zinc finger protein 431. The transcript has 7 exons. Lineage: Eukaryota; Metazoa; Arthropoda; Copepoda; Calanoida; Temoridae. Bases 13 to 1110 code for a protein of 365 amino acids. The record is from RefSeq and is a predicted model, not a curated record. Gene Ontology annotation, biological process: regulation of gene expression. Gene Ontology annotation, cellular component: nucleus.
AUUUCAGAUAGAAUGGCAGAGAAUAGAAAGAAAGAACUUUUGAUUGAGGACGAAUUUUGUCCUUCCUACAGUUUAGAGGAAACACAUCUUGGGGAUAUGCAAGAAGAUGUUGAGAUAAAAAAUACACCAAUUAAAGGCGGGAUUUUUAAAAAUAGAACACUUAAAAGACAACUAAAAGAAUUUGAGAGGACCAAAGAAACUGAAGCUGUCUCCAUCAAGAAAGGAACUCCUCCAUAUUCUUCUUUACAAGAUACUUGUACAGUUUAUGUACUGGGAGAGGAUAUUAAGAUGGAAGAAGAAAAGUUGGAUCUCGGAUUUGAUCCUUUGCAAUCAGAAUCAAGGAGAAUCAGCUGCAGUAAAAUGGACUAUGACGUACUUGAAGAAGUUUAUCAGUCGCAACCCGUUAAAAUUAAUGGAGUGAUAAGGUUUCCUUGCUCUCGUUGUGAAUAUGCAGCAACGUUAGCAGGGAAUUUAAGAAAACAUUUUGAGAGUAUACAUAUUGGAGUUAGAUACCCCUGUUCUAAAUGUGAGUUUGUUGGCACUCAAGCUAGCAAUUUAAAGGUUCAUGUUGAAAAUAUACAUGAUGGAAUAAGACAUCCCUGUUCUUAUUGUGAGUAUGCUGCAACUAGCUUGAGUAAUCUGAAGACUCAUAUGAAAUAUAAACAUGAAAGAGAAAAAGUAAAAUAUCCGUGCACUCAGUGUGAAUUAUCUGCCUCUUCACGAGGUGCCCUGAAGAUACACGUUAAAAGUAAACACGAAGGAGUCAGAUUUCCUUGUUCUCAGUGCGAGUUUAGUGGAACUACAUCAACUGAUCUUAAAAGGCACGUUAAGAAUAAACAUGAAGGACUAGGUGUGAAAUAUCCAUGCACCAAAUGUAAUUUUGCUGCAAAUUUUAAACGCGAUCUUAGAAGACAUGUUGAAACUAAGCAUGAAGGGGUUAGAUAUCUUUGUUCUGAUUGUGGGUUUGUUGCAACUACAACAAGUUAUCUGAAAAUCCAUGUGGAUGGUAAACAUAAGGGAGUGAAAUAUCCUUGUUCCGAGUGUACAUAUGUCGCAUCUUUAAAAAUAUGUCUGAAAAGACACUAUCAACGUAAACAUCAGAGAAAAUAAAGAUUACAUCAAAUUAACAUAUUUUAAUAUUUCAGAUUUAAGAUAGGAAAGUAGAAAUUAUUAUGGAAGAAAAAAAGAUAUAAUAAGAAGAUAUUUGUCAACCCUCUCAUUUAGUGGUAGCGUGUAUUCGGGAUAUGAAGGAGUAAGAUGUAAAAAUGGAAAAUGCUGGAAUGAAAGGAGAAAGUAGAAAGGAUUGUGAGUAUGUUGCAACUCGACCAAGUUUCCUAAGAAUUCAUGUUGAAAGUAAACACGAAGGAGUAAGACAUCCAUGCUCUAAAUGUAAGUAUUCCGCAACAUCAGCAGCUCAUCUAAAGAUACACAUUAAAAAUAAACAUGGAGGAACUAGACAUCUAUGCUCUGAAUGUGAUCAUGUUGCAACUUCAAAUGUUCAUUUGAAGCAACACGGUGAAAAUGAGCAUGAAGCAAUAAGGUUUCCUUGCUCUUCUUGUGCAUACGCUGCAACUUCAGCAGGAAAUCUGAGGAUUCAUGUUAAAAAUGUACACAUUGGAGUAAGAUAUCCAUGUUCUGAAUGUGAUUUUGUAGCCACUCAAGAAAGCUAUUUGAAGGUUCACAUUGAAAGUAUUCACAGAGGUAUUAGAUAUCCGUGCUUUCAUUGAAAGUAUACUUCAACAACAGCAGGAAAUCUAAAGCAACAUGGAUUAAGAUAUCCAUGUACUCAGUGUGAGUUCUCUGCAUCUCAAUCAGGUGCCCUGAAGAAACACGUUAAAAGUAAACAUGAAGGUCUGGGAUUUCCUUGCUCUAAAUAUGGAAACUGAAGAGUAGAAGCAAUUAUGGAACAGACAGAAAUAAAAGGAGUAGAAGUUUGUCCAACUUCUAACUUAGAGGAAAGCAUGUUAUUUCAUGUGAGGUACAACAGUAUAACAUGAGUUAAUGUGAGGAGAAAAAUUGGAUCAUGGAUUUGAUCCUUAACAAUCUGAACCAAAGAGAAUGAAGACAAGUAAAGGAAGACAUCUUUGUAAUAAGUUUGAGUAUGUUGCAAGUCGAGGAAAUUACUUGAAGAUUCACGCCGAUAGUGUUCACCGCGGAGUAAGACAUCAAUGCUCUGCGUGUGAGUUUUCUACAACCAUGGCUAGUUCUCUCAGUUGUGUUGCUCCGGUGGUGACAGUCUUGCAGGAUACAUAGAAAUAUUUGUUUUUGGAAAAGCUCUAUUUGGAUUUUUUUGGUGUUUAACUCUUAUCUUCAUUUUAUUUUAUUUCCAUCUUGUUGGCAAUUGUAUAAACAUCAAAUAAUCCUAUUUCUCUUUCUAACGCUGCAUCAACCUAGGAUGACCAUUUUAACUACUUUUGAACUGAAGCUGUUGAAAAAGUUUCUCUGCCUGAGUCUUUUGAUCCUAAACUUACUAGUUUCUUGAUUCAAAUUAGAGCUAAGAUGUAAUGUAUAGCAUUCACCUGUCUACAAGCCGAUGAUGAAAAUUAUUUCUAGGACUGACUACAAAAGUAGAUCUAAAAUCAAUUGAAAAAUGAAUCCUUGUGGGAAAUGUGAUUAUGUUGUAAAUAAAUUUGGUUGUUUUGAAAUUAGGCAUUUGAUCUAUUCCCAUUUUACUAUAUAUAAUAUGUACAAUUGCUGCGAGCACGCACGUAUGUAUGCCUGGAUCUUGAGUAUAGCUUCAGUAAGGCUUAAACCAACCAUGGACGCUGAUGUAAACUUACUUUGAUUUCUUUCUUAAUAGAUGACAUUCGUGUAAGUAAUUAUAUGAAAUCAUUAUAAAAAUUGUUCUUAUCAAUGUUAUAUUGUUGCUAUAAUACUUCAAUCUAUUUCAGUUAAACAUCCAAACUCUCCUACAAAAAGUAACAUCAUCUGAAUAAAGAAUUAAAGAAAACACAGUAAAUUAAAGUGAGAGUAGUUUGAAACCGGUCAUUCCAAGGGAAAUCAAUACAUUUAAACGAAUCCAUCACAUCCAAGUUCCAUGCCUUUACUCAAGAAAAACGAAAAUGAAAUAAAAAGAAACAAGAAAAAGUGAAUGUGUUUUCAAGGUUGAAUGAAGAGAUUGAAGAGAUCUGCCUGCGCUGCAUACACCCACCUUUACACUAUGACUUCAGCAAAACCUGCAGCCUACUUGAGCCAAACCGUCAGAAAGAUAGACAAAGAGAGGUUUUGUGAUUACUUGGAAUCAAUGAAACAAAGCUAAUGCUUAUCAAACCCUGGCAAAGUCAAGAAUCAUCAUUUCACAUUUGUAAAACUGGAGAAAAUUGAGAUAGAGAUCAAAUCCUGAAGAAGAAAAGAAAAAAGAAACCCACAGAAGGGUAAAUAAUCAGGGAUCUACCAAAGAGUGAAAUAAUCAAGAGGUAUUUAAAGAUCACAUAACACAUGCAGAGAUUAUGGAGAUCUAAAUUGAAGUUAACCUCAUCAGAACAUCCUAGUUCAGAAAGUGAAAAUUUGCCAGUGGAACUAGCUUAUCUGUUAAAAAAAA